Messenger RNA from Cornus florida, 1768 nucleotides. RefSeq names its product E3 ubiquitin-protein ligase SINAT2-like. Gene Ontology annotation, molecular function: protein binding; zinc ion binding; ubiquitin protein ligase activity. The record is from RefSeq and is a predicted model, not a curated record. The transcript has 5 exons. Lineage: Eukaryota; Viridiplantae; Streptophyta; Magnoliopsida; Cornales; Cornaceae. Gene Ontology annotation, biological process: ubiquitin-dependent protein catabolic process; multicellular organism development. Bases 405 to 1322 code for a protein of 305 amino acids. Gene Ontology annotation, cellular component: cytoplasm.
GCUGUAAAAAGUCCACUCAACAAAUAUACAUAUACCACAUAUUUAUUUUAUAUAUUUUAAUUUAAUACGAGCAUUCCGAUAUGUAGAUACGGAUCCAUAUCUUGGACUCUUGUUCAUAUUUAUUCCAAAUCCGGUUAACACACGUUAAUUGAGGAAACGGCUUUCGCGGAUUGUGCUCCACCUCACCACCCUCCACUUCUUGUCAUUUUCUCGGAAUCCAAUCACAUCCCAAUUAUCGAUUGCUCCGAUUGGGUUGAUUAGUAAGGCUUUUGGGGCUCAAAUUCUCAAAUGGGUAUUGCUGUUCUUGGAUAGAGCAAUCCAAGGCACCAGAAGGUUAAACAAGUGAAGAGCUUAUCACUGUGUGAUUCAGAGCAUAGAAAUAUUGGCAUUUUUGAAGCUAAAACAUGAUUCCUGGAGUUAGCAUUCGUCAGGAUGCAAUUGAGUCUCACACUGCGUAUGCUGAUUAUGGUGUAGUACCUUCAAGUUUAGAAAGUUCCCCUUUUAGGAGAUCUUCUGCUGUUGUUGGUAAGAAGCCUGGAAUGGUGUCAAACAGUGCUGUGCAUGACCUACUUGAGUGCCCUGUUUGCAUGAAUAUAAUGUACUCUUCCAUUCAUCAGUGUCCAAAUGGUCACACUCUUUGUUCAAACUGUAAGGCCAAAGUACACGACUGUUGCCCAAUUUGCCGCCAAAAUCUUGGAAACAUUAGGUGCUUAGCUUUGGAGAAGGUUGCAGAAUCAUUAGAACUGCCAUGCAGAAACCAUAUUUUUGGUUGUCAAGACAUAUUACCAGUUCACAGGAGGCUCAGGCAUGAGCAGAAUUGCAGGUUUCGCCCGUAUAAUUGUCCAUAUGCUGGGGCUGAGUGCUCUGUCACUGGUGAUAUCCACUUCCUCGUUGCACAUCUCAAAGAUCAUCACAAGGUUGACACGCAUGAUGGGUGUAGUUUCAACCACCGAUAUGUCCAAUCCAACCCCCAAGAUGUUGAAAAUGCUACAUGGAUGUUGACUGUAUUCACCUGUUUCAGCCACCAGUUCUGCUUGCACUUUGAGGCUUUCCAUCUAGGAGUGGCGCCUGUUUACAUGGCCUUCCUACGGUUUAUGGGUGAUGAUUAUGAAGCGAAAAAAUUCAGUUACAGUUUAGAAGUUGGUGGAAAUGGCAGAAAGUUAACAUGGCAAGGAGUUCCAAGGAGCAUUCGUGAUAGUCAUAAGACAGUACGAGACAGUCUAGAUGGACUGAUUAUUCAGAAAAACAUGGCACUAUUCUUUUCUGGUGGUGAUAGACAGGAGCUGAAGCUCAAUGUGGCUGGCCGUAUAUGGAAAGAAUAGUUGUAAGCCGGCAAUCUGAUAAGGAUCUCAUGAAUUGGUCUCUAGAGAUGGGGAUUUUCAGUGAAGUUCUCUUCAAAUUUCGGGGAAUCAAGCAAUUAAGCAUGUUAAUAGGCCGAGAAAAACACCCAGGAAGUUGUGGUUCAAGUUGCUUAAUGCAACAGCAUCAGGUUUGAUUUGUGUGCGAAUGGUGACUUUGGGUUUCCACAUUUUUUAGCUGUGUGAGAUGCCCAGGCGUAUCACUCACCCAGUGUGAAUUGUUCCUGUCUCGGUGCCAAAAAGUGUGGGCAGCAAGCGCUGCUUUGUAAUAAGGACUUGAAUUUUCUCCAUGGUUUGUUUAUUGUGUUUUCAAAGUGGGCUUUGGAGGCAGAAUUACACUGAAGCUCUCUUUGUUUGGAUGUAAAAUAUUUUUUAGAAAAUAUAUUUAAGGGUGUGUGUUUGGCUCUUAA